Molecule: messenger RNA, 399 nt
Organism: Mucor mucedo
Lineage: Eukaryota; Fungi; Mucoromycota; Mucoromycetes; Mucorales; Mucoraceae
Exons: 2
Coding region: 1-399 (132 amino acids)
Source: RefSeq, a predicted model, not a curated record
AUGAAACGUCACCAGAAAUCAUCGUACUUAUUUGACACUGUUAAAGAUUACUCUGAAUGGGACUAUGUUUUGAAGCUCUGUUCUCCCAUCACGGAAGAAUUGUUCGAUAGCGUAGACACCCUGCGAAUUAAAUGGGGUGAUACGGUCUUCGUACUUGCCAAUGAAGAUGGAACUACCGAUCUUAAGAUUGACAUCCGUGUUAUCUUGGAUAAAGUCACACAAAUGCUCAACGUUGAUGAUAUUGAAGGUAAAAUUAUAGUCAAUCAGCUUAUCUGUCAUUACGUCGAUGUUUGUUAUAUUCCUGGGUUAGAAAUCUGUGGUUCAGGGUUGCACAUGAGAUCUCACUGGUUGCGCCUUGGUUAUAUGUUGGUAAUAAGCGGUGUUCUUUUCUUCGGUUAA